This is a messenger RNA of Eimeria mitis, 1572 nucleotides long. Its product is annotated as non-transmembrane antigen, putative. The record is from RefSeq and is a predicted model, not a curated record. Gene Ontology annotation, molecular function: poly(ADP-ribose) glycohydrolase activity. NCBI's taxonomy places the organism in Eukaryota, Apicomplexa, Conoidasida, Eucoccidiorida, Eimeriidae. Gene Ontology annotation, cellular component: cytoplasm; nucleus. Gene Ontology annotation, biological process: ATP generation from poly-ADP-D-ribose; nucleotide-sugar metabolic process; carbohydrate metabolic process.
AUGGAGUGGGGAGGGAACUUACCGGCGCUCAGGCGCGUCGUUCGGAUGCACUCAAGAGGCCUUAUUUGGUUCGUUAUCAUAAUUAUACUGGUAAAUCUUGUUGAGGCUUCGUGGGGCCCUCAGGCGCCUUCAGCAGGACCGGAAGAUGUCCCCUCUGCAGUCCUGCAGCCUGUAGAGGAGCCACAGCAGAGGCGAAUUCAAGAAAUCCUUACGAGCAUUGAAGGUGGUUCUAUUCCUGCAACUGCAUCACAUUUUGAACGGCUUUUCGCGUCUCUACUUCGAGAAGGAGGAAACUACCGUGGCGGGGGACAGUUACGUAUAGGGCGACUGACCCGUUAUUUGGAGCAGGACGAAGUAUUUAGUAGAAACACAUUGCCAUUCUUGGCCAGUGUUGCACGGCAUCUAUCGCAUCUCUUCCCGCAGAAGCAGCGGAAGUUGUUGCGCGGGUGGGGUACGUUGCGUCUAAAUGCGCUGGAUAUGCACCACCGCGGAUUCUUUGAACGAGAGCCGAAGUUCAGAGCUCUUCUGAUUUACUUUAGUACCAUGCAAAGGACCAUGGGCAGCUGCUGGCAGCAGAUGCUCAGGGACAAUGACUUUACACGGGCGAAAUGCACAGCCACUUGCUUGUGUCAAGAGGUUACCUUCGAGGGCAAGACACGAAGCAUUUCCCCCGACGAGAUCAUAAGUUUUUACUUGCACACUCCCGAGGCAACAACGUUUGAGGCGCCUGAGGGAGAACAAGUAUCCCGGAGUGAAGUCGAUGUUAAUAAGAUCAUUACUGAGCCGCUUCCCCUCACAAACGUAACUGUCGAUGUUUCUGGAGACAUCACGAAGAGCGAUGGGGACCUGCAGGUUGACUUUGCAGACAUGUAUGUUGGGGGACUGAGCAUGUGGGCGGGCCACGUUGCCCAGGAAGAACUGAUAUUUGCACUGAGACCCGAACUUCUCGUGAUCAUGCUGUUCGAGCAAGCCCUUAAAGAUGAUGAAGCAGUUGUUGUCAAGGGAGCUGAGAGCUUCGUACUGUAUUCAGGAUACGAAGAUACCUUUCAGGUGUUUCCUCCUGUGGUUCCCGCUGGCUCUCACUGGAGUGUACACGGCCACACUCCUUUGGAUCCGAUGGGACGACGCGAAACAACUGUAGUCGCCAUUGAUGCCAUCAUUGUUAAGAAUGAAAGGCAGCAAUACUCGAUCCAGAGCAUGAAGAGAGAGAUCCUUAAAGCAGCUCUUGGCUUUCAGGGUGACCCGUUUGAAGAUGCCAUUCAUGAAACCAGGGCUGCGGUCGCGACUGGUAAAUGGGGUUGUGUAAUAUUUGGGGGUGACAACGAACUAAAAUCUUUACUCCAGUGGAUAUCAGCCACAGCUGCUGGGCGAGAACUGCACUACAAGGCAUUCCGGGACAGGGCGUUGGCGCACAUGGAGGCGACACUGUUGGCAAUUCGCGAGAGGUUCCCCACAACAAGGGAUCUGUUCGAUGCAAUUGUGCAGUGCAUCCAACAAAGGGAAGAGAGACCUAUGGGAAGCUGGAGCCUUUGGCAGGCGUUGCUGAAUCUGAAUGCAAGGAAGCCAGAGUGA